Messenger RNA from Acaulospora morrowiae, 1692 nucleotides. NCBI's taxonomy places the organism in Eukaryota, Fungi, Glomeromycota, Glomeromycetes, Diversisporales, Acaulosporaceae. The record is from the annotation of a GenBank genome assembly.
AUGUCUUCCACGAAAAACGUUGCAACACAGACCAUUCCACAUCACACAGUGGAACGUUCAUCGACCAUAUGCUUGACGUCCAAUUGUCUCAAAACGACGCAUAAAACUACAGAGCAAACCCACUUUACGAUGUUGAAGGUGACUUGUGUCCAAAAUAUCGAGUACAACGUUCAAUUAUUUCCUACCAUGGGACAACUUAGCGAGGAAGACAUGAAAAAAAUGGACGUGUUACUAUCUGGAGGAAAACUUCUUGUCAAUAUAUCCUUACCUCGUACAUUUUCUAACGGUAAACUGUUCGGUCUUAAUACGCCCAAGGAAAAUAUAGUCUUAAAACGUCUUUGUCGACUCGAGUUUUGGAGACAAUUUGGAUUUUCUCGUAUAGAGUCCGAACUUAAACUGAAGCAUCGACACUUUAACAAGCAAUAUUGGGUCUAUGCCUCGGGCAAACAAUGUUCGCCACCAUCAAUUACCGAAGAUUCGAUCCUCCAACAGCCUUUCGGAACAUUGAAUCAAUUGACAUUCAUUCUAAAUUGGAUCACUAGCAACGAUGAUAUCCUUUCUUUUGCAAUUAAGAUUUUUAGACUCACGUGUAAAAAGAAGUGUGUGUCGUCGUUGGAAGUCGCAGCGAUCGACCUAGCGUUUAACAGCUUGAUGAAAAACUUGUUGAUCGAUAGGUAUCCGCUGGUGUUUUCUCCGGGUUAUUACGACAAACUUCAAUCUAUAUCACGAUGUAUUCCGGUCGUCUCAAAAUCUUUAACACGAAUCAUUCACAAUAGUCCAAAUGAAAGUUUUCAGUCAAAAAUGGUUGACCUUGUCCAACAAAUACAAAGCCGUACAAAUUUAUCGUUUCUUUCACCCAAUUGUAAUAAUAAUAAUACAGAAUCAACGCUGGAACUCACCGAAAACGCCCUCACAAACGGACUAUACUUUAUUGCAAAAAAUAUCAAAGUGCCUACUCCUUCCUUCACGGAGGCUUUGCUAAGCGACGAAGAGCUAUCCAAUAAUCAUCUCACCUCCAGGGAUGCAGUAAAGUCAAGAUCAAUUCCUGCGCAUGAUCAAAACCCGCCAUGUGUAUACUCGGGCGAGAGUCCAAAGAUACUGCAAGCAAGAUAUGAUAUUGGUAACAAUGAAGAAUACGAACAGUUUACUAAAGAAAUCUCCUCUGACACCGAUUCAACAUUUGAUAUUGACAACUGUGAUCGACACGACUUGGAAGAGUUUGGCUUUGAGUCGCUUUUUAGUUCCGAUGAUGAUUUUUUGCAAGACGAAGAUUUCUUCCGUAUUAAUGACGUCGAGAGUCAAACAACAUUGAACUCAUCUGAAAAAAGCGUCGAUUAUGUUGAUUAUUUUAGAAAUUCGGAUUUUAACGACGUGCAUGUCGUCCCAGAUGAUGAUGACGAUACUGAAUUACUAGAUUUUGAUGCAUUUGAAGAUGAUAAUCAUUUUUGUCCUAACGUGGAUUCUUGGAGUUCCUUCCCAAUGAGUUGCCAUGAAAUUAAUAAUAGUUCCAUCAUGACCCCUCAGACUGGGAAUUUGACCAUUGAAAUAGACGAUACAAAUAUUACAGCACAACAUCGAGAGCGUUGCAUGUUAAGAAACUCUACAGACACGGCGACACUUUUAUGGAAGUUAAAUCAGCCGCAGCAAAACGAUCCUGAGGAUGCGUUAUUCGAUAUUAUGUUCGAAGAAUGA